Molecule: messenger RNA, 1296 nt
Organism: Chaetura pelagica (chimney swift)
Lineage: Eukaryota; Metazoa; Chordata; Aves; Apodiformes; Apodidae
Gene: SH2D4B
Product: SH2 domain containing 4B
Exons: 8
Coding region: 1-1296 (431 amino acids)
Cellular component (GO): cytoplasm
Source: RefSeq, a predicted model, not a curated record
AUGCUGCAGCAAAUUUUACGUGAUAUGUAUAUUGACCCUGAGCUCCUGGCAGAGCUGAAUGAAGAGCAAAAGCAGAUCUUGUUCUACAAAAUGAGAGAGGAGCAGCUGAGACGCUGGAAGGAGAGGGAAGAAAAAGCACGAAUGGAGGAGGCUGUGCUGAGAGAGACAGCGAGGUGCAAACAGAGUAGUGACAAACACGUGCAGUGGCUGCGUGGGAAGGAUGGUGAGGUCUGGGUCUGGGUUAUGGGAGAAGCCCCGGGUGACAAGCCGUAUGAGCAGAUAUCAGAGGAGCUCAUAGCAGAGCGAGCCAGGCAACAAGCACAGAAGGAAGCAGAAGAACUAUGGAGACAAAAGGAGGCUGAAAUUACAAGGAAAUUCCGAGAUGCUAUGGCUCAAGAAAAAGCCAGAAUAGUGGCAGAGAAAUGGAAAAUAGAAAUAGAAGAUCGGAAAGCUGCCAAAUUGGAGGAGGAAAAAAUUCAGGAGGAACUGAAGAGAAGAGAAGAAGAGGAAAGACAAAAAGGUGAAGAACUAAUAAGGCAGCAGGAAGAAAUCCGAGCAAAGGAGUUGUAUUUGAGCCUCAAGAAAGCUCAGCAGCAUAAUCAACACAGUGAUGAUGACCAGGAAUGGGAAGAACAGUUGCGCCGCUCCAAAGCUGCGGAUGAGGAAAGGAGCCACAAAGCACGCAGGGCCCGGGAUGAGUAUCGACGGCAGUCCUUGCGUGCCAUCCAGAAGGGAAGAGUGGCUGGCCUGAGUAAUUUGUUCCAGGGGACAAGCUUGAGUAAUGAACAGGAGAUAAAACUGAACAACAAUAGUGCAAGUCCUUUGCUGUCUGAAUUACUCGCCUUUCAAUGCAGUAACAUUUGGGAGCGCCCUUCUAGACCCUUUUCCCGAGAUGUCAUCAUUCGUUGGUUCAAAGAAGAGCAGAUCCCUCGACGUGCUGGGUUUGAGAGGAACACCAACAGGAUUGCUCAAUGGUUUCAUGGUAUCAUCAGCCGCCAGGAGGCAGAAGAGUUGUUGAUGAAUAAAUCUGAAGGGACAUUCCUGGUGCGAGUCAGUGAGAAAAUCUGGGGCUAUGCAUUGUCUUAUCGCCAGCAAAGUGGGUUCAAACACUUCCUGGUUGAUGCUUCCGGGGAUUUCUACAGCUUCUUGGGGGUAGAUCCAAACCGACAUGCAACGCUGACAGAUCUUAUUGAUUUUCACAAGGAAGAAAUCAUCACAUCCUCAGGUGGGGAGCUACUACUGGAACCAUGUGGACAGCAGAAGAAUCCACCAGACUACAGCCCUUUAUUUGAAUAA